Molecule: messenger RNA, 1614 nt
Organism: Hymenoscyphus albidus
Lineage: Eukaryota; Fungi; Ascomycota; Leotiomycetes; Helotiales; Helotiaceae
Source: the annotation of a GenBank genome assembly
GCUGCCCCCAACCCGACCACUUUCACCACCACAACCAUCCACUCCCACACAUCUCACCCACAGUCAUUGAUUGAUUCAAUAUCUUUUACAAACAUCUAUCCACCCUCUUCAAUUACUACCACCAACCCUCGUCACUAUGCCACCAAAGGCUGCUGCUGCUGCACCAAAGGCCAAGGCCGCCUCCGACCAUGCCUCAUACCAAGGUGAGCUUCUUCCUCCACAACACCACGUCGCGUUUCGAUUUUGCAUUGGCAAAGUCAAUCGCCCGACGCUGGUGCAGCUACUCAUGUAUUUGGCUUGUAACGAACUGUAUUUUCUGACGCGCUUAUCACAGACAUGAUCACUGAUGCUAUCGUCACCCUCAAGGAUGUAAGUUAUAUCCCUCGCUACAUAACAAAGACCCUCACUAACAAUUCACUCAGCGCAACGGUUCAAGGUACGACUCUUCCUCUUCCAUAUACUCGAGCUUCGCCUCGCUUCCAAUCCAGCCGGACUCGACGCGUCUUUUGCUAGUAGGGGAUAAUUGUACUGACUUUCGCAUAGCCGAAUUGCCCUCAAGAAAUAUGUUACCGCCAACAACAAGGUCAAUGCUCAAGGAAAGAUGUUUGACUCCUUGUUCAACAGAGCAUUGGCCGAGGGUGUGAAGAAGGGCGUCUUUGCCCAGCCCAAGGGUACGUCUGACAAUAACAUUGUCCGAUCGCGUUCAAUAUACUCACAACUCUAUAGGUGCAUCUGGUGGAACCAAGCUUGCAAAGAAGGAGCCAAAACCAGCCGCUGCUAAGGCCGCUAAGCCAAAGGCUGCAGCAAAGACUGAAAAGAAGCCUGCCGCUAAGAAGGCCGCACCCAAGAAGGAGGCUGCUCCUAAGAAGGAGACCGCCACCAAGAAAGCUGCCGCACCAAAGAAGGCUGCUGCUACCACCACCAAGAAGGCCGCCGCUCCCAAGAAGGAGGCCGCUCCAAAAGCUGCUGCUCCAAAGAAGCCUGCCGCAAAGAAGGAAACAGUCAAGAAGGCACCAGCCAAGGCCAAGGCAGUAAGUCAAAUUUAUCGCUCCAACUCAACACUGAUCUAACAUGUACAGUCACCCGCCACUGAGGAGAAAUCUGCUGUCACCAGCAAAACCAAGUCUGGACGCGUGACCAAGACCAAGUCACCAACAGCAAAGAAGGCCGCCCCAGCUAAGAAAGCUGCUGCACCUAAAAAGGCUACCCCAAAGAAGGCAACACCCAAGAAGGCAUGAGUUUAUUGAUGACUUGUGUUUUUCACGGAUUCCCUUUUUGUCACGGUUGGGUUGUUCAUAUGGCGUUUCUGGGAUGGGUAUGCGCGACGUGAUGGGGAUAUCACGCGUGUUGUUUUAACGGAUUUUUGUUUGAUCUCCUAUUAGGGAAUAGCUUCGCUUUAGUAUUGAUGAUGGGAGGAUGCUAGGGGUUCUGCUUCUUUCUCUUCUCUAUUGUUGACGGCUUUUUGCUGUACACAACCUUGACAGCGAAUAGACGGAAAGUAGGGCCGGACGGGAGGCGAAUAUUGGGCAGCGAUGCGAUGGGGGUGUACUGGAUGGAUGGGGCUUGUGUAUUAUACCAGAUUUCGGCCAAUGACACACAGAAAAUAUUUCCAAA